Molecule: messenger RNA, 4884 nt
Organism: Paramecium tetraurelia
Lineage: Eukaryota; Ciliophora; Oligohymenophorea; Peniculida; Parameciidae
Exons: 3
Source: RefSeq, a predicted model, not a curated record
AUGUUAAAAUUUGUUAGAAUAUUGCUGCUGACAUUGGUGUUAGUGAAAUCAACAGAAAUUCAUGGAACCAUCAAUGUGAAAGUUAUAUUGCCGAAUUAAAUUUACUCAAAAGAAUCGAGUGGAGAACUUGAUAAUGCAUAUAGAUAGGAUGAAUUACGAGAAAAUAAAGUAUUGAAAGAUGUUGCUAUAAGUUUUCUUGAAACAGGUAGGUCUGUUGAAGUGAACGAAAUAAAGGAUUAAUCCAUUGAAAUUUGGUAACAAAAAUCACUAGAAAUUGAAAAACAACCCCUUAUGAAAGCAGAAGUUUCAAAUGAAAAAUCAUAAACCACUUAAGUCUAAUCAAAUUAAGAAAAUAAGGAAUCAGAAAGCUAAUAAAAGAAAAUAUCAAUUAAAGUUCAGAAAAAAGAUAACGCAUCAGUAGAGUAAUCAGCCAAUGAAAUUGUCACCAAUUCAAAUAAUGACGUUCAAGCAAAGGAUAAUUCAAAUUAAACUGACUUAGAAAAUGAGAAUUCAUAGAAAAAGUUUUCGGUUUCUGUAAGUAAAAUAAACAAAUAAGAAGAAUAGAAUGUUGCAUAAAGUGAAUAAUAAUAAUAAGAUGUAAAAAGUGAAUAACUGACAAAUACUAAUAAAGAGAAUGACCAAUAAUAAGUCUAAAACAAUUUAAUUGCAAAUAGUGAAACAAAAGUGUAGGCUCAGGAUAAUACUGAAAUUUAAUCAAGCAAUUAAGAAGUUGUUGAAGAUUAAAUUGAAACUUAGAAUAUAGAUGCAACAUAAUAGGUUGAGACUAAUCUUUCAUCUAAUGAGGAUAAAGUACAACAAAAUACAGAGUAGAAAAACUCUGAAAUCUCAACUUAAAAUCAAAACGAAUCUUAAGCAGAAUCUAUUGAAUAGUCUACUUCUACUGACAUUAAAUAAACAUAAUCUGAAUAAUAAAAAGAAAACGUUGAAUAAAAAGAAUCUGUUGAAAUUGCCUCUUAAGAAUAAUAAGAAUUAAAUUCAUUAAAUGAUAAAAAUAUUAAUAAAAUAUCUGUUGAAAACAGUAAAGAAGAAACUCAGGUGUAAAAUAAUGAUAAUUCAUAAAACGAGGUUGUGAUUCAAGAUAUCAAAAUAGAGGCCUAGCCAAUUGUAAAAAGUGAAGAGAUCAAUUAAUAAACAGAUAAUCAUAAGGUUGACGAUUCAGAAAUUGUGGUGAAAACAGAUGAAGAAGUAAAGGUUGUACCUACUGAACCUGAUUCAAAAAAUUAAGAUUAAGGAGAAGAAGAUGCUACUCCAGCAGAUUCAGAGCCUUAGAAUAACCCAGAAACAUAAUAAUAGUAAUAAUAAUAAUAAUAAUAAUAAAAAAAUUCAAGUGAGAAGACUGAAGCUAGUGAUAAUGAUUAGUAGGGAUAACCUAUUGAAGAAAAUACAUAAUGUGAUGGUGAAGAACUCGACACUGUACAUGCUCAAGAGAGUCAUAAUGAAGUUUAAGCAAACACAGAUGCUUAAGACAACACAGAAGUUAAAACUGAAGUUAAGGCUGAAUAGAAAACAGAAGUUACAACAGAGGUUAAAACAGAAGUUAAUACAGAAAUUAAAACUGAAGUUAAAGCAGAGGAUUAAAGUAAAAUUAAAUAAACAUAAUAAUAAUCUACAAAGGAAGAGAAAAAUUAAAAAAGUGAAAAAUAAUAAAAGUAAUCUGAAGCACCAGAUUUUAAAGUAAAGAAGAAUCAAUUAACUAAGAAAAUGAAGGAAGUUAUAAAUGAUAUGAAGCAAGCUGAUAAGCCUCCUUCAAACAAAUUAUAUAGUUUGAAUGUUUCGAAUUUGGAUCCAGAUGAUGUGAUUGUUAUUAAAGACACUUCAUAUUUUGAUGCAGAUGCUGAAGUAGUAGUCUAAGAAGCAACUAAUCCAGAAUAAUAGUUAAUUGGAGAAGUAGUUAAAGUUGAAGCCGAAGUUGAGAAAGUUGACCUGAGCAUAUUUUCCAAUGAUAGUUCUGAUUUAAUUCCAAUCAUUGUUGAAGAUACUGAUAAUUAUAAGUAAUCUGAAAUCAUCACUGAUGCAAUCAAGGAUGUGACUGAAAAGGAAAUCGAAAUAAUUGGAGAUUAGAAUUUGGCAGAAGCUGAUGUUGAUGUUUAAUCCUUGAUUUCUGAUGAAGUAGAAAUCAAUGCUAAUUAAAUCACUAAGGAUAACAUUGUUUAAGAUGAAUAUACUUUGGAUUAUGAAUAAUUGGAAUCUGAUGUUAUAUUAAAUAAAAGUUUAAGUAAUGAUGGAACUACUUUUGAUUAAUUCUAAUCAUAAUUGGAUGAAUUAGCAAAAGAACUAGAUAAUCUUAGUCAAUAACAACCUUCUUUGGAAUAACCUGCAUUAUAAGAGACUUAAGCUAUCGACACACAGGAGAUUAAGAUUUCUAAGGAGGAUCAAUAAUAUUUAACUAUUGAUUCUAAUAAUGAUUCUAUCACUACUAAUGUUGCUUCAAAUGAUGACUACUAUUUGGAUGACUUAGACAAUGAAUUAGACCAAAUUAUUUAAGAAUAAAAUACUGCAAAAACUGAACCUGUUGUUUAGGAGCAAAUAGUUUAAUAGAAUAAUGAAGUUGAAUAAAAUGAUGAUAUUUAAUAAAGCAAUGAAGUUGAAUAAAACAAUGAUAUUUAAGAAGGCAAUUAGGUUGAAUAAAAUAGCGAGGAUUAAUAAAAUGAUGAAGUUUAAUAAACAAUUUAAUAUGAUCAAAAUAAGGAAGCUGAUGAGAAUUAUGACAAUUAUAAUGAAGAUUAUUAUUAGAUUGACAACUAAAAUGAAUAAGAAUAAUCUUAAGAUGUUGUAGAAUAAUCCUAAAACUAAUAAUAAUAAGAUGAAAUUCAAUAAGAAGAUUUCGAAUUAGAUAAUGAAGAAAUAUUUGAAAGUCAGGUUUAAUCAAAUGAUGAAGCUGUUGUGAGUGAUGGAGUCAUGGUUGAUACUGGUGAUUAAUUUUCUAAUUAUGAUCAAGAAUCAGAUAUCAACAAAGACUAUGAUAUCCAAUUUGAAGAUGCUCCUUAAAAGUAGGAGGCAAUUACAGAAUAAAAAUAAGAGUAAGCACCUUAAAAUGUUGAAGUUAAUUAAGAAACUUAAACUGAUAAGUAAAAUUAAUAAGAGACUGGAGUUUAAAACUAAGUGGUUGAUUAAAUUGAGAAUUAAGUAACCGAAAAUUCUGUAGUAGAUUAGUAAGAGAAUUAAGUAGUUGUUUAAUAAGAGAGUUAGGUAGUAGAAAAUAAAGUGAUUGAAUAAAAGGUUAGUAAAGUAGUUGAAUCAUUAGAUAAUAAAGUAAUUGAAUAAUAAUAAGAUAAUUAAGUAGUUUAAUAAUAAUAAAUUAAUUAAGUAGAUUAAUAAUAAUAAGAUACUAAAGUAGCAGAAUAACAAAAUAAUUAAUCCAUUUCUAAUGAUGCUUAACCUUAAAUUGAACCUUAAUAAGAAAAUGUUACUAAAUCAGAAACUGAAAUUCAAUCUACUCAAUAACAAGAAUAAUAAGUUCAAUAAGAAAUCCAAUAAUAAGUUGAUGAAUAAGACAAUGAAAUUACCUUAGAAAAUGCCACUGCAACAGAGGAACCUAAAUUCGAGGAUUUACCUUAAGUAGAAAUCAAGAAGAAAUAAUUGGUGAAAAAGGAGAUUUCAGUAAAGGACAAGGUUGAAGCUGACAAUAUUAUUACAAAUGAAGACAUCAAUGGAGAAGGCACAGUUCAAGAAGACAAUAUAGAAGUUUUCUACAAUGAAUCUUAAAUUCCUGAAGCUGAAUCCGAAGACAACGUAGCUGCUUAAUCCGAAGCAGAAGUUAUUGAAAAUCUGGAGGACUUAUAAGAUUGCAUUGAAAAUGAUUAAGAUGAACAUACAGUUGAAAAUAAGGAAGAGGCCACUCAGAAUAAACCAGAAAAGAAAGAGAAGCAUAAUUCUAUUAAGGUAAGUAAGGAAUAAAAGAAAUAAAAUUAGAAGUAGGAUAAAUCCUUAAAGAUUGAACAAAAUGAGAAGUAAAUUAAAUUCGAAGAAUAAUUACAUCAAUAGAUUAUCAAUAAGAAAUAAAAGGAGAAACAAUAGAUGAGUCAUGAUGAAUAGUUUGAUUAAAUUGUAAAUGAAUUAGUUCAUGAAUUAGAAGCAUCUACUAAUAAGAGAGUCGAAACAAGAGAAUAAGAAUAAUAAAUUUAUCAGGAUAUCAAGAAGAAUGUAGAAGAACUUAGAUAGAUUCAUAACAGCGAUGAUGUUAUUGUUAAAAAGAGGAUUGAGGUUGUUGAAUAAGAUGUAGAUGCAGUCACUGAUGAAAGGAAUAAGGAUAAGGAAUUCCAAUAGAAAAUUGAAGAACUUUUGAGAAAUUAAAAAACUUAAGCUGUCUCAAACAAUAAAAUUAAUGAUGGUGAAAGAUAUUAUUUGGAUAAGCCUGUUAAUUAAGCAGUUAGCGAUCACGAAAAAGAAUUGAGCAUAAGAAAAUAGGAAGUUAUGGAGAAGAUUAAGAAUGAUUUGUAAAUCAAAAAAGGUAGAUUUUCAUAGGACAACUAGAAAUCAGACAAUUUAUCUCCUUAUGAAUUCGAAAGAAUCUACUUGGAUUGGACUCAAAAUAAAAAUGAUAUUAUUUCUAGUAUGUUAUCUCAUGCAUCCGGUUCGGAAGUGUCAUUAGAGUCAUCAGUCUCAGAAGAACCAGUAGCCAAAGUUGAAAGAGUAUCUAAAAAGCAAGAGGUUGAAUAAGAAAUCCAAGAAUUAUUCUCAAAUUAUAAACCAAAUAAACAAUAAUUAAAGAGAGCAGGAGAUUCAAAUUUAGAUCAAGAGGAGACAAGUUUUUUUGCAGUUAAUCAAAAAGUCAAGUAAUCAAAGAAUUUAAGAGCAAAUAAAUUAAAAUGAUGAAAAAGCAAUUUAUAACAUAAAUAAAAGUAUUAAAUUAAACUGUCUGCU